Molecule: messenger RNA, 3266 nt
Organism: Saccostrea echinata
Lineage: Eukaryota; Metazoa; Mollusca; Bivalvia; Ostreida; Ostreidae
Product: borealin-like
Exons: 9
Coding region: 1-930 (309 amino acids)
Biological process (GO): mitotic sister chromatid segregation
Cellular component (GO): chromosome, centromeric region; chromosome passenger complex; spindle midzone
Source: RefSeq, a predicted model, not a curated record
AUGCCAAGAAGAAAAGUGACACGGGCUGCAAAAACCAGGAAAACAUCAAGGGUUUCAGAUGCUGAUGAAGGGGAAAUCACCAACAGAGAAAAACGUGAAAAAUUAGAGAUGUACCUCAAAGAUUUUGAUACCAUGGUUGAGAAAAAAUUACAGUCUUUUGAGCAGACAAGGUCUAGUUUGUUCAAACAGUUCCGAAUCUUUCAUGAAUAUGAAAAACAAAAGCUUGGAAAAACAAAUCUUGAAAUGACCUUAGAAGAAUAUGCAGGACUAGCAGAUUGCAAACCAGAAUCAGAGAAAGAAAAUGUGGAGGGGGAUGAUGCAGAGGGAGAGAAGGAGGAAGAGGAGCUGUUUCCAGAUCUUCCAGCAAGCCUGAGAAGACAUUUUUCCCGGGCCAAAGCAACAAAUUUGAACAUUCAAGACACGAUAAUGGAGGACGAUGUAUUCACAGAAAAUGGUAACAAAAUAGACAAGAGACCUAUGCCAGAUCCCGGGCACAAGAGAUUUGCCUCUGUCAAAAAGUUUAUGCCACCACCAUCUCCAGGAGUUCCAUUUAAAAGUCGCUUUUUGGGAUCAGCACAGAAAAAAUAUAUGACCCCAGUUAAUCGUACAUUGGCUGAUGCAGGAUGGUCAAACACACCACUUGUUACACCAAAAUUUGAUCCAAGGGUUCCACUGACCCCAGCAGAAACUAGGAGGGCCAAGCCGGGAGAGAUUCUCAUGUCCUUAGAUGGAAGUCCAGUUCAAAGCAAUAGCCAUACCAAUGCAUAUAACUUCAGUGUCAAACAAAAACGAAAUACUGUUACGUUAGACAUUCAAAUGCCAGAGGUUACAGAUAAAGAAGAAAUUGAUUCACUGCCACAUGAGAAAAAAUUAACAGCAAUUAUAAAUGUUUUAUCACAAGCAUUGAAAGAGGGGAAAGGGGGCCAGUGAAUUUCUGCAGAUAGUGAUUAAGUCGGUCAGCAGAGACAUAUAGCUGCUCUUCUUUUGUGACUGUGUAAAUUGUCUAUUAAUGUUUUAAUAAUUAUAUAUUCCGUGAGCUUGCAUUUUUAUACAGUUUUUUAAAAAUGCCUUUUAGGAGGGUGCCAUUGUUGAUUUUUAUUUUGUUGUCUGAUUUUUCACUUCCAAGCUUUGGAAAUAUUAGAAGAUAAAUGCUGGAAAUAAGACAUAGGACUAGAAUGCAAUCUACAUUUUUUUUAAUGAGUUUUAAACCAAAAUAGCAAAUACAGUAAAACGCAUUUAGUACGAACACAGAUAUAGCGAAUUAAUGGAUGUAGCGAAAUUUUUUGGAAUCCCCGCCAAAAUUCUUAACAAUUCCUUGUAAAUUUCUAUGGAUAAAACGAACUCGGAUAUAGCGAAUUUACAGAUAUAUGAACUGAUUUUGUGUCCACUAGAGGUUAAAAAUAACGAAAUUUACAUCUUUUAUAGCGAAGUUUCAGAGAUCUCAAUUUUUAAAAUAUUGAAUUGAUACUAUUUUGUAAGUACAUGUAAUUGAAAUUUGAAAUUCAAUUCAUCCAAAAAUUUUGGAACUCCAAGGGAACUUUUGUAUUUGAUAUAUCCAAAAAUACAUUUGGUAAUCAUUCUUGAAGGAAAAAUCUAUAUAGUGAAUUUGCUUUAUAUACUGUAACAAAUUCGUUUUACGGAUAUAACGAAUUAUGGAUAUAGUGAAGUAAUUUCACAAGUCCCCAAGCCUUCGCUAUAUCUUCGCUAUAUCUUAAUACAGUUUUACUGUAUUACAUUAUAAUUUGCAUUAAAGAACUUAUACAUUUGUGGAUUUCUUUCUCACUGGAUUUUAAAAAUUGAUAAACAGAAAUUGUAGCUGACGUACCUUUCAUUGUUGUCAGGAAUGGUUAAACAUUGUUGAUUUCAUGAACAGAAAUCAACAAUCUGUACUUUUACAAUAAUUACAGUUGAAAUUAUAUGUUUUGAUAUCUUGAAUGUGUACAUUUCUCUGCAAAAUUGUAUCCUUUAAAAAAAUAUAUACACUUAGGUAAAAUGCGCUAUUUUACUUCACACAUUGAAAAUUAUCAAAUGUGAAUUAUAUAUGCAUAUAAGGAGGAUUUUUGUUCACAUCUUUCCCUUAUUUUCUAACAUGAGAUUGCAUUUUUUUGGCUAAUAAAAUUAGGUUUGAGCUAUCAAUAUUACUUGGUUUGCAAAUUUAAGAAAUGUUGCUGUUUAAAUAAAUGAAAUUGUAUCCAUGCAAUUUUUUUUUUCUUUUUUCCAAUUGUCAUUUUCUGAAACAUUCUGAACAUAAUCUAUUGAGUGUGAUAUGCAUAGGUAUGAAAAAUAGAAGAAAUCUUAAAGUAAAAUAUUGGGUAGUUUAAUAUAUGACAAAUUGUAAAUUGAAGAAAAUAAUUCAGUAAUUAUAUUUAAAAAAAAAACAUCUUGUUAAUUGAAAUAAAAUUGCAUGUCCCUACAUGUGUAAACCUGCAGAACAUAAAAGUUUAUGCAUGUAUAUUGAGACAUUUUAAAAAUGUAGAAAAAUUGUUUCAAAUUUUGGGAGGAAAAAUGAUAGAGGGUCAAUUUUAUUGUACAUGCAGUGUUUUUAUUGAGGCCAGAAAUUGUGUUAACCAUCACAGUAUUCAGAUGGGAUGUUGAUAUGUAGCGAUGCUAGACCAGACAGGUCUAGUCAAUUUAAAAUUGUUUCUAUUAUGUAUACCUGUAGAAAUGCACUACAACACAUGUUCUUAAAUGCUUAAAAAAAAAAAGAACCUCAGACACCAGUGAAGCAAUAGUGUCUUGAUUUUACAGAUGUAUUGUCUCUCUGGAAAGUCCAUUUUUCUUUUAUUUGCUUCUAAUACAGUAUGUGUACUUACUUUAGUAUUGAGUGGAUAAAUAGGAUAGGGACUCAACUGCACAAUUAUGACUUUGUGCUAUCAGUAUGUUUUGUGUCAUAUAAGCACUGAAUUAUUAUUUUUUGAAAGGUGUAGCCUCAUAACUGCAACAGUGUGUGCAAACAAAUUGUGUAACGCGUUUUGAAAAUUUUGUUUGUACACAAAGUUGCAGUUAUGAGACUACAUCUUUAAAUAAAUAAUAUUUCAAUGCUUAUAUUUACAUUUUUUUAACUCCCAGUCUUGUCUGCAAAUGUGAUUUAUAUUUCAAAAUCCCUUUAGUAUCCUUCGGGUAAGUUACAAUUAAUAGAAGAGCCAUUGCAAUAGCUACUACCAUCAUACUGUUCAGUAUAAGCAUGAAUUUUUAUUUUUGCCUAAAACAGUGCACUUGCAUGGUGUUUCAACCUUUGUGACAUCAAAAUAAAAGUCAUAUUUUAA